AAAUUUUAUGUGUUUGCAAUUGUGAACAUUGGAGACUCGCACUUUCACUUUUUACAGUAAGCACCUUCUACUACUCUCGUUUUCUUCCCUUCUUCAUCCAAAGAUCCGAUCUAGGGUUUAUCUAGGGUUUCUGCUCCAUCUCUCUCUCUCUCUCUUCGAUGACCAUGUCCUCUCAGACCCCCGAUAUCUUGGGCGACCGUCAGUACGGUCAGGACGUCCGCACUCAAAAUGUGAUGGCCUGCCAAGCUGUUGCAAACAUUGUCAAAUCUUCACUCGGCCCCGUUGGCCUCGACAAGAUGCUUGUCGAUGAUAUUGGUGAUGUGACUAUUACUAAUGAUGGAGCCACUAUACUCAAGAUGUUAGAAGUUGAGCAUCCUGCUGCCAAGGUGCUUGUGGAGUUGGCUGAGCUCCAAGAUCGAGAAGUUGGAGAUGGGACGACGUCAGUGGUGAUUGUAGCUGCAGAGUUGCUUAAGAGAGCAAAUGAUCUUGUAAGGAAUAAGAUUCACCCAACAUCCAUAAUCAGUGGUUACAGACUUGCUAUGAGGGAAGCAUGCAAAUAUGUUGAGGAAAAAUUAGCUGUGAAGGUUGACAAGCUUGGAAAAGAUUCUCUAGUAAAUUGUGCAAAGACAAGCAUGUCCUCAAAGUUGAUAGGCGGUGACAGUGACUUCUUUGCAAAUAUGGUUGUCGAUGCAGUACAAGCUGUAAAGAUGACCAAUGCUCGGGGGGAAGUCAAGUACCCAAUCAAGGGGAUUAAUGUUUUGAAAGCUCAUGGAAAAAGUGCAAGAGAUAGCUAUCUCUUAACUGGUUUUGCACUAAAUACAGGCCGUGCUGCACAAGGAAUGCCACUUAGAGUUUCCCCUGCAAAGAUUGCCUGUCUUGACUUUAAUCUUCAGAAAACCAAAAUGCAAAUGGGUGUCCAAGUUUUAGUUAGUGAUCCCAGGGAGCUUGAAAAAAUUCGCCAAAGAGAAGCUGAUAUGACAAAAGAGCGUAUUGAAAAACUUCUGAAAGCUGGAGCAAAUGUUAUUCUGACUACAAAGGGGAUUGAUGACAUGGCACUCAAGUAUUUUGUGGAGGCUGGGGCUAUCGCUGUAAGACGUGUUCAGAAAGAAGAUAUGCGCCAUGUUGCUAAGGCUACAGGUGCAACAAUGGUUUCAACUUUCGCUGAUAUGGAAGGGGAGGAAACAUUUGAUACGUCACUUCUUGGAUCUGCCGAUGAAGUUGUGGAGGAGCGCAUUUCUGAUGAUGAUGUGAUUUUGAUAAAAGGAACAAAAAAUAACAGUGCGGUGUCAUUGAUCCUCAGAGGUGCAAAUGACUAUAUGCUUGAUGAGAUGGAAAGAGCCCUUCAUGAUGCUUUGUCUAUUGUCAAGAGGACUCUAGAAUCUAACAUGGUGGUACCAGGUGGAGGUGCAGUUGAGUCCGCAUUGUCUGUGUAUUUGGAGAGCUUUGCUACAACAUUAGGAUCACGUGAGCAGUUGGCAAUUGCUGAGUUUGCUGAAGCUUUGUUGAUUAUACCAAAGGUGCUUGCCGUCAAUGCUGCCAAGGAUUCUACAGAUCUAGUUUCAAUACUACGGGCCAACCACCACAGGGCACAAACCAAGACAACAACCAAGACUGACAAGAAGGAUAAGGAUUAUUCUAGCAUGGGCUUAGACCUAUUAAAGGGAGAAGUUCGUAACAACCUUGAAGCCGGAGUCAUUGAGCCUGCAAUGAGUAAAGUGAAGAUAAUUCAGUUUGCAACUGAAGCAGCUAUUACCAUUCUCCGAAUUGAUGACAUGAUCAGGCUAGUCAAGGAUGAAAGUCAAGAGGGUUAAGAUGCGUGGAGUACCAUUUGACCCUCUGAUUUUGAAGCAGAAGGGUGGGAAGCGAAUCUGUGCUCGGUAUAUUCGUUCCAUGCGCUAAAGAUGAAGGAUUUUGUUCGUGUAGUUGUGGGUGGGAAUUGCUAUUAAACUCUAAUUUUCGGCAAACGGUUUUCUAGUUGAAGGGAGUGGUUUUGGGUGUGAUGGAGAAGGGAUGGUGGCUUUCCCCUUGAACACACAAACGUGAAAUGUUUUGUAUGAUUAGGUGACUGGAUGGUUGUAAUGGCUAUAUUUUCCAAACAUACAUAUCAAACUUUUUCUGUGGCGAAAUGGCGUGGUCCUUGUUUAGCUU
Molecule: messenger RNA, 2148 nt
Organism: Malus domestica (apple)
Lineage: Eukaryota; Viridiplantae; Streptophyta; Magnoliopsida; Rosales; Rosaceae
Product: T-complex protein 1 subunit alpha
Biological process (GO): protein folding
Cellular component (GO): chaperonin-containing T-complex
Molecular function (GO): ATP hydrolysis activity; ATP binding; ATP-dependent protein folding chaperone
Source: RefSeq, a predicted model, not a curated record